Messenger RNA from Ilex paraguariensis (yerba mate), 1208 nucleotides. The record is from the annotation of a GenBank genome assembly. NCBI's taxonomy places the organism in Eukaryota, Viridiplantae, Streptophyta, Magnoliopsida, Aquifoliales, Aquifoliaceae.
CGUCAUUGUCCACUUCGCCACAUCCGCUCUCUGCAGAAAGGCUCCAAUCUGCUUUUCUCUCUCCUUGUACGUCAAAAUCAAUUCCUUCCACUAGGAUAGGUGCUUGUAAAUCUUCUCAUUUCGACGCUGUAUCAAUCACAGUCUUUGUUCCUCAUUUCUGACUGGGACUACUUUUAUCGGAGUAUUGUAUUUUCUCAAAGCUCAUAGAUCGAGAGUUGUUGAAGUUCUCAAGCUGAGGUUGUUUGAGUUGAAUCGAUCGAAGGUAGGAAAAUACGUAGGGUCAAAGUUACUGGUGGCGUCAAAGGGGAAGUAUAAGAUUCAGAUCAGAUCUAACGAAUAUACACGGGCGUAGCUAUGUCUUUCAUUGGUACGCAACAGAAGUGCAAGGCAUGUGAGAAGACAGUUUAUCCGGUGGAGCUGUUAUCUGCUGAUGGAGUUUCUUACCAUAAGUCAUGCUUCAAAUGCAGUCAUUGCAAAGGGACGCUCAAGCUAAGCAAUUACUCCUCAAUGGAAGGUGUUCUGUAUUGUAAGCCUCACUUUGAGCAGCUCUUCAAGGAGACCGGCAGUUUCAACAAGAACUUUCAGUCACCUGCAAAAUCAGCUGAGAAGUUGACUCCAGAGCUGACUAGGUCUCCUAGCAAAGCUGCCAGCAUGUUUUCCGGGACACAAGAAAAAUGUGCUACUUGUGGUAAAACAGCUUAUCCACUGGAGAAGGUGACAGUAGAGAGCCAAAGCUAUCACAAGUCAUGUUUCAAGUGCUCUCAUGGCGGAUGCGCAAUUUCUCCAUCAAAUUAUGCAGCCCUCGAGGGCAUUUUGUACUGCAAACAUCAUUUCUCACAGCUUUUCAAGGAGAAAGGUAGCUACAACCAUCUUAUCAAGUCCGCGUCAUUGAAGCGGCCAGCAGCUGCUGUUCCAGAUGCUUGAACUCUAUAUCUGUACUUUUUAUGUACCUACAUCUUCGUGGGCGUGCUUUGUUCGAGUGUGUUUUCCUUUUUUUCUCUUUGAUCUGCAUGCUGGGAACCUGGCAUUUGUUGUUUUUAUGACUGGUUUAUGCUCUUCCAUUGGCAUCUUCUUCUUGUUUGAUUGAAUUUAUAUAUGCAACUUGCCACCAUUGUAACCUUCCAGAAACUUCAACAGUUGUGAAAUGUCCUUUUGCAGGACUUAUGGCCCAUAUAGCAGAGCCUCGUUUAUGCAUAGAAUUUCAAAUG